Messenger RNA from Hypoxylon trugodes, 3644 nucleotides. Its product is annotated as glycerophosphodiester phosphodiesterase GDE1. The transcript has 3 exons. The coding region runs from base 179 to 3535 and encodes 1118 amino acids. NCBI's taxonomy places the organism in Eukaryota, Fungi, Ascomycota, Sordariomycetes, Xylariales, Hypoxylaceae. Gene Ontology annotation, molecular function: protein binding; glycerophosphocholine phosphodiesterase activity. The record is from RefSeq and is a predicted model, not a curated record. Gene Ontology annotation, biological process: glycerophospholipid catabolic process.
ACCGGCUAUUCAUGAUAUAUGUCGAUCGCGUCAUAGCAGAUAUUCAGAUAUUCUGCCGACACUUAUAACUAUAGUCUUCUUUUCUUCGACGGAGCUCAGUUCAAUCUACUUUGUACGUUGAUCUUACAAUCGCAAUCUAGCCCAUACACAUAAACGAACUAGAAGACCAAGGUAUAAUAUGAAAUUUGGGAGAAGUUUACCUCGUAACCAAGUCCCCGAGUGGGCACCUUCUUACAUUGACUACAAGGGUCUGAAGAAGUUGAUCAAGACAGCUACUAAAGCUGCGUCGGCGGGAGAAUCAGUUGAUUUAGCAGAAUUCUUCUUCGCCCUAGACCGUAAUCUCGAGGACGUCGAUUCGUUUUAUAAUAAGAAGCUUUCCGAGGCCCACCGUCGCAUCAAGCUGCUUGAAGAUAGAUAUGGCCGAAGUCCCGAGGUCGUCGCGGUCCUGGACGAACAGGAGACAGAAGAGUUAAUGGGAGCUCUGCUCGACCUACGAAAUCAGUUGAGGAACUUACAAUGGUUUGGCGAGAUAAAUCGCAGGGGUUUCGUUAAGAUUACAAAGAAAUUGGACAAGAAAGUACCGAAUACAACUACCCAGCAACGAUACAUCACAACGAAAGUUGACCCUAAACCGUUUGCUAAGGACACGACUACGGUGCGACUUAUCAAUGAGAUCAACAAAUGGCUUUCGGCUCUGGGUGAUGCCCAACAUGUUGAUGAUGCCAAAUCGGAAAUCUCUACCCGAUCAGUGCGUUCGCUGGGAAGGGUGACUGCCAAGGCCAUGUUCAAUAUCCCACAACCCACUCUUGACAAGCUAGAUGCUGCUAUUCGCAAGGACGACGUCGCAACACUGCAGAGUAGCUUAACUAGUGAGAAUUUGGUGACACUCGAAUCGGCCUCACAAGAAAUAUUGCUUAAUCUACUUCAACGCGCUAUAUCCGCUCGAUCAAAAGCUUGUAUCGCGUAUCUUCUGCAGCAAAUUAAGACCUUGGAUGAGCCAGGUGAUCUGAACGAGCGCAACUGCAUCCACCGCCUAGUUAUUCAUAUCGGGCGGAGCAAAUCAUCCCUAGCGGGUGAUCUGGAACCAAAUGCCGUCUCACUCCCAAUUAACUCUCAUUACAACAGCCACUACGUCGCACCAACUCAGACUAAUAGUCUACUGCCCGCGCGGUUAGUAAGGGAGGGUAGUUCCGAUUCGAAAUCAUCGAGCAAACAGGACGAAACCGUGCAGAUAUUAAAUUAUGUUCUCGAGUCUCUCCAGGGAGAACAGCGACAGGCUCUAGUCAUCAAGGAUGCUCUUGGUCGCAUCCCUCUGCAUUAUGCAGCACAAUUUGGUUUCGUCGUUCUUUGCCAGAUCCUCAUAGCGAAGAUGCAAGAAUGGGGCAUAUACAACAUUGAAGAUGGAAUUGAUGCUCCUGAGUGGCAGGAUAAUGAAGGAAAUGCGCCACUUCAUUUGGCUGUUAUUGGCGGCCAUCCGUUGACGACGAAAUGCCUCUUGCAGGGAGAUAAGGGGGGCGCUACAAGAAAAUUGGUGUCAAAAUCUGGUGCAGCGUUGGCAUUGGCCACCAGGUCCAAUUUCAAAGACAUCCUACGAAUACUCAUUAACGCUAGUAUCGAUAUUAAUCGGCAAGACGAGACAGGCGAAAGCGCUCUACACAUUGCUGCUAGGUUCGGUCGUGUAGAGUGUACCAAAAUUCUGCUCGCGGGUUCAGGCGACCAGAAGGCAAACUUAGAGUUGACUGAGAAGUCAUUUGCAUGGACUCCUCUGCAUGUAUCGGCUGUAGACGGGCAUCUUGCUGUGGCACAAUUGCUCGUGGAAGCCGGAGCGGAAGUCGGGAAAAUGGAUUCUUUUGGGUGGACGCCGAAGGAACACGCAGCUUUGAGAGGACAUUUGAAGAUUGCAAAACUCCUUGCAGAGCAUAUGGUCGAUGUUCCACAAGCCCAAGGUCUAGAAAAUAGUCAAGCGCCGUCUUCAGCUCCGGAAACGUCAUCGCUAGAAGACCGGAGAUCAGGAGGAAGCACUCAGGUUACGGAGCCGAUUAAGUCAUUUGGUCACCGAUAUCUUAAAGACAGCAGUCUUGUGAUGGUGAGCCUAGGCUCCAUGGAUAUGCGCAAGAACAUCGAACCUGUCAAGCUUGAGCGUGUUUCCUUAACGGAGGCUCAUACGAACCAACUCGACACAGCCCUUUCUAUCGUGGUUUCAGCUCAGGGUGCACAAGGAGAACCCACCAUCAUCGAUCUACCCGUGGAAGAAAAUAUCUCGACUGAACCAAUCGUGUUUACUACUUCGGAUAUUUCAAAGGUCAGACUAUUAUUCGAUAUUGUUCCUACUUACUCUGGGGAUGAGAAGAACAAGAUAGGCCGUGCUGUUGCACUGUUAUCUUCUAUUCGGCCGUCGAUUGGCGCGAAACGAAUGAAUCUUCAGGGCGAUGUAUGUGUGCCGAUUCUAGGCGCGAACCUAGACAUCAUCGGUUCCGUCAAUUUCAAUUUCCUCGUUAUCACACCGUUUUCGCAUCCAAAUAUGGAAGUCAACUCUCAACAGACAUACUGGAAGAAGUUGUCAUCUACCAUGGUGUUCGGUCAUCGUGGUCUUGGAAAGAAUUUCCCUGGGAACAAAUCGCUUCAAUUGGGCGAGAAUACGGUUUCGUCAUUUAUCGCAGCGGCGAAUUUAGGAGCUCACUAUGUCGAAUUUGACGUCCAACUCACCAAGGAUCAUGUUCCUGUUAUUUACCACGAUUUCUUGGUGAGUGAAACUGGUAUAGAUGCACCGGUUCACACCUUGACCUUGGAACAAUUUCUUCAUAUUAAUGAUGGGUCACACCCGACAUCUGGAAAAGAUUCGCCGGAGAAAAAGAGAAAUGGAACCGGUGGAAAUGGCGUAACGGAGUCCGGACCUAGACAGAGAUCACAUUCAGUGGACUUGGCCAAGGGUGUUAAGGACAACCUUGACGAGCGAAUGAAAUACACUCUCGACUACAAAAAGAAAGGUUACAAGGCCAAUACCCGUGGCAAUUUCGUACAAGCGCCAUUCACUACUCUUGAAGAGCUUUUCAAAAAGAUACCCGAGAACGUUGGGUUCAACAUCGAGAUGAAGUAUCCGAUGUUAUUCGAAAGCGAGAAAGAGGACAUGGAUACAUAUGCGAUCGAGCUCAACUCCUUCUGUGACACGGUUCUGAAUAAGGUGUAUGACUUGGGUCGGAAUCGUCACAUCAUUUUCAGCAGCUUUAAUCCGGAUAUUUGCCUCUGCCUCAGCUUCAAGCAGCCCAGUAUUCCGAUUUUGUUCCUAACUGACGCGGGUACUGACGAGGUAAGUGAUAUCCGAGCUAGUAGUCUUCAAGAGGCGGUCCGGUUUGCAAGUCGUUGGAACUUGCUAGGUAUCGUGAGUAAUGCAGAGCCAUUUGUCAACAGUCCUAGACUUGUCAAGGUGGUGAAGCAGACUGGGUUGGUUUGUGUGAGUUAUGGGGUUCAGAAUAAUGAUCCUACUCUAGUACAGGUGAGUCUAUUCCUUAUUAAUAUGCUGAUGAUUGAGUAUUGAACUGAUUCGAUUUUCUAUCUAGCGACAAGUCAAGGAGGGCAUCGAUGCUGUGAUCGUGGAUAAUGUGCUUGCUAUUCGGCAAGGGUUGACAGAUAGCUGAUAGCAUUAU